Mercenaria mercenaria is the source of this 2103-nucleotide messenger RNA. RefSeq lists its product as uncharacterized. Gene Ontology annotation, molecular function: nucleic acid binding. The transcript is spliced from 3 exons. Gene Ontology annotation, biological process: DNA integration. The coding region runs from base 1 to 2103 and encodes 700 amino acids. Lineage: Eukaryota; Metazoa; Mollusca; Bivalvia; Venerida; Veneridae. The record is from RefSeq and is a predicted model, not a curated record.
AUGCCUAUGUGGAGUGAUAAGAUGAAGAGUUCACACAGUGUUGUGCCAGUAGCUCAGCCUCCUAGGAGAGUGCCAUUUCAUGUGCGUGAGCAAGUUGAGCAGGAACUUAAAAGUUUGGAGGAUAUGGAUGUUAUUGAAAAAGUGGAAGGUGUGCCAACACCAUGGCUAUCGAACCUGGUAGCUGCUUCAAAACCAAUUUCACCAGGAGAAGUAAGAGUGUGCAUAGAUAUGAGGAAAGCCAACACCGCAAUCAAAACAGAAAAAAAUGUUAGUCCGACGGUGGAUGAUAUAAUCUUAACGUUGAACGGCGCAAACGUGUUUUCGCGUCUCGAACUGUACAAAGCUUUCCAUCAAAUUGAACUGGAUGAGUCAUCACGUAUAAUGACAACGUUUCAGACACAUGUUGGACUUUUUCGAUAUAAACGUUUAAAUUUUGGAGUGUCAGCAGCACCGAUUCUGUUCCAAAAUGAGCUUCGCCAAGCACUUCAGGGUCUGACAGGCGUGUUAAACAUUGCUGACGAUAUCGUAUGCUACGGCAAAACGCGUGAAAAACAUGAUUUCAAUCUGCGAGCAUUACUUCAACGUCUUCAAGAACGGAACCUGACAUUGAACAAGAAAAAAUGUUCGUUCGGACAAUCAAAAAUCCAGUUCUACGGAUACGUGUUUUCGGAAUCGGGAAUUUCACCUGAUCCUGACAAGGUAGAUGCAACGAUUUAUAGACCAGGUAGUUUAAUGAUCUCAGAUUAUCUUUCCAGACAUCCGCACGCGAGACACGCGACCAACACAGUAGACGAACAAUAUAUCAGUUUUAUCACUGAUAAUACUUUGCCAGAUGCAUUGAAGCUAUCAGACGUAGCAAAAGCUACUAAAUCAGACUGUGUAUUAAGUUUUGUCAAGAAUGCAAUAGAAACAAAUGACUGGAAAAAUCAGAAAUGCCAAUCCGAUGAAAGUUUUCGUUUAUAUGAAAAUUUAAACCAGAAUCAAGAACUUGCAGUUGCAAAUACCGAUGAAGGAUAUGUGUUGUUACGAGGUACACAGCUUUGUAUACCGGAAACUUUGCAAAAGCAAACAGUGUUACUUUCGCACGAGGGUCACCAAGGCCAAUCAAAGUGCGAAGGAUUACUUCGGGAAUAUUGUUGGUUCCCGCAUAUGGAUAAAAUGGUUGAAAAAGCAUGCAAAUCAUGCAUUGUGUGCCGAGCUGCAUCACCAGGAUGUACUCCAGAUCCGAUCAAACCAGCACCUCUGCCACGAGAUGUGUUUUCUGAAGUCAGUUGUGACUUCUGUGGACCAUUCCCGGACGGGUACCUGUUAUUAGUAGUAAUAUGCGACUAUAGCCGUUUUCCAAUAGUUGAGAGAGUCAGGUCAACAUCCGCAGAAACUGUCAUACCGCGUUUGGAAUCAAUAUUUUCGAUAUUUGGAUAUCCAGACGUAUUGAGAACGGACAAUGGACCUCCAUUUCAGAGUCGUGCUUUCAGAGAAUAUGCUGAAAAGUCGGGAUUCAAGCAUAAACGAAUUACUCUAUUGCACCCACAAGGUAAUGCAAUAGUCGAGCGAUUCAUGGCACCAUUGCAAAAAUCAGUCAAAACCGCAAUAGCAUCAGGUCAAGAUUAUAAGACAGCGUUGAAUAGAUAUCUAAUGAAUUUUCGCAGUUCGCCACAAUCUUCAACACAAAAAGCUCCAAGUGAAUUAAUGUACAAUCGGAAAGUAAAAACGAAAUUACCAUCAAUGACAUUUGAAAAGCAAGACACAGAUGUUCGCGACAGGGACAGUCUGUCAAAAUCGAAAAACAAAAUUUAUGCGGACAAAAACAGAAGAGCACAGCCAAGUGCAUUGAAAAUUGGAGACCGUGUGUUACUAAAACGGGAACAACGUAACAAAUUUGAGACAGUGUUUGACCCUACACCUGGCAUUGUCAUUGCUAGGAAAGGUUCGAUGCUAACAAUCAAGCACAGAGGAAAGGAAAUUACACGAGACGGGUCAAAGUUCAGGGUAGUUCAAGGUAGUCAUGAGCCGGCGCAGACGAAACCUGCAGAUACUGUAUUUGCACCACGUCAAAGGUCGCAAAGGAAACGAAGACCGCCUAGACGUUUUGUCAAUGAAUAA